UAUAGGUUGCUUGUCAUAGGAAGUAGCUAACUCUGCUAUCUCCGCCUGUACUUAGAACGUAGCAUGAGGACAUUAGCCUACAUAAAAAUGAAUGUUUAACCCAUAGACUGUAAAAUUAAGGUUUGACCCAGCGGGGCAGUGUUUGUAUGACGUGUUUACGUCACGUGGUUUAGGUGCGGUUAAUCUGUUUCCGCUGUGAGGAAAGGAUAAAACGCAGCCGGUCCCCUCCUUCUUUAGUCACUUGUUUGGGAAAGCGGAACAGAGUCAACAAAAUGUCUUUCGACCUGUCGUCAGCUUUAGGUCAGGAAGAUGUGGUGAAGAAGGAGGAUGCUCAGAAGGAUGAGUUUAAUUUGCCCUGGCAGAAGAAAAAGGACAAGGACAAGGAAGGUGGCAAGUCUGACAAAGAGCACAAGUCUGACAAAGAGCACAAGUCUGACAAAGAGCACAAGUCUGACAAAGAGCACAAGUCUGACAAAAAGCACAAGUCUGACAAAGAGCAUAAAUCUGAAAAAUCCAAGGACAAAGACGGCAAAGACCACAAGAUGAAGCACAAGAAGAAAAAGGAAAAGAAGGAGGGCAAGAAAUCAGGCUCUUCAUCCUCCAGCAGUGAUGAGGUAGGUGCUGCAGUUAAUAUUAAGAGACAUCUUGCUAAUUUAAUUUUAGAUAUAAAAUAGUUUUACUCUAGUGAACUGGGCUUUGUUGUGUUGCAUCACAAAGUGAUAACAAGCACCCCAUACUCUACUGCUUUGUCUCCAUGGACCCAAAACACAAUUUGUUAUGUUAAUGUUAAUAUUAAGGUCUUACAGUUACAUAAAUAGGCAUACAAGCAUACAAUCUUACAAGGAGUAUCCUAAAAAAAAAAGGGGAACGUGGCAAAAUAAGAUUCUGGGAUGUGCUGCCAUUCUGUGUCACAAUAUCAAAAAUAUAUACUGUCCACUUGACAACGUCUUACCAAAAAUAAUUAUUUUCCAGCACUUUAUGGGGUGUGUCACUGCCCCAGUUCUCAAAUUUAGAUACAAAUCAGCUAAACAGAUAACAUCCCUGUCACACCUCAUGUCAAAGGUUGGUGUGCACCAGACUAGUGGAACAGGUCUGAGCAGCGGUGCAAGUUCUAAUCCGAUGUGACGCACAUCACCCUCCUGUGUUUUCAUUUAUAGCUCCCACUUUUAAGUAAUAACCCUUGCAGCUGUAUUCAGAGGAAACAGAUUCUGAACAUGUUGAUCACAUUUGUAUGAAUAUGUUUUUUCAUGCAAAUGCCUAAGCAAGAGAACCAAGCCCAGGGUGUGGGAGAAGGGGAAACACGUCAGAAAGGGGCGUCAUAAAGGAGCUGUUGUCUAAUCGCCUUCAUGAAAGUGAACACCCUGCAGUCAUACCGGUCAUGGUCCGACUACACCUCAUAACAUCCCUGCAUGAAUGCAAUGAAUGUCAUUUUGGUUUGUUACGUCUCGUGCUGCUGCCACAAUGAUUCAUCCAUUAAAGAUACAGAAGGAGCUGUGGCAUUUAAGAUCUUCUU
Sander lucioperca (pikeperch) is the source of this 1513-nucleotide messenger RNA. RefSeq lists its product as uncharacterized. The coding region runs from base 273 to 674 and encodes 133 amino acids. The record is from RefSeq and is a predicted model, not a curated record. NCBI's taxonomy places the organism in Eukaryota, Metazoa, Chordata, Actinopteri, Perciformes, Percidae. The transcript has 4 exons.